AUGCGGCGCCGCGGGGCGCCCCUGGCCGCGCUGCUGCUGCUGCUGGCGGCGCUGAGCCCGGGCGCCGCGGAGCCCGCGGCGGAGCCCCGGCCGCCGGGCCCCCCGCGGGGCCAGGGCUGCGGGCUGCCGGCGCCGGGCCGCCGCGCCGCCCCCCCGCACCACCCCUACGGGCUCUACCCGGGCCGCGCGGCGCGGGGCCCCGGCGCGCCCCAGGUGCUCGGCGCUGCAGCCCCGGCGGGCGGCGGGCGGCCGCGGGGCCGGCGGCCGCGGGGCGCCGGCGGCGGCGGCGCCGAGGACACGUGGGGCGAGCCGGCCGCCUUCCCCCGGCGGGACAGGCUCCGGGGCCGGGCGCCGCAGGGCCCCGGCGGGGCCGGGCCGAGCCCCCCCCGCGGCCGGGCUCUCUCCGCCCUGUACUUCUCCGGGAGCCGGGAGCAGCUGGCGGCGAGGCCGGAGGCGCUGCCCGACAUCCCGCGGGCGCAGUUCACCGUGGAGGUGUGGGUGAAGGCGGAGGGAGGACAGAGCAACCCGGCCAUCAUCGCAGGUGUGUUCGACAACUGCUCCCACACGGCCAGCGACAAGGGCUGGGCCCUGGGCAUCCGCGCCCUGCAGCUCCGCGGCAAGAAGGAUGCCCGCUUCUUCUUCUCGCUCCGCACGGACCGGGCGGCCGCCGCCACCGUGGUGGCCGGCCACCGCCGCUACCGCCCCGAGGCCUGGACCCACGUGGCCGCCACCUACGACGGGCGGUGGAUGGCGCUCUACGUGGACGGGGCGCGGGUGGGCCGGGCGGGCCGGCAGGCCGGGGCCCUGCACAGCGCCUUCAUGGCCUCCUGCCGCACGCUGCUGCUGGGCGGCGACGCCUCGGGGGCCGGCCACAACUUCCGCGGGCACCUGGCGGAGCUGGCGCUGUGGCGCGUCGCCCUGCCCCAGCCCCGGCUGCGGCGGCCCUUCCUGGAGGGGGCGGCCGCGGGCGCCGCGGGGCUGGCGCUGGGCGCCGGCUUCGCCGCCCCCGAGGAGCGCUGGGCCCCCUUCAAGGAGGCGGGCUACCCGCAGCAGCGGGCGCUGCCGCCGCCGCCGGCCCCCGUGCUGCGGCCCCUGGGGCCCCCGGCCUGCGGGCAGACGGCCUGCGACAACGUGGAGCUGGCCGCCGGCUACAACGGGCACUGGCCGCUGCGCGGCGAGAAGGUGGUGCGCUACCGCGUGGUCAACCUGCUGGACGACGAGGGCCGGCGGCCCACGGUGAGCCGCGAGCAGGUGGCCCGGCAGCACCGGGUGCUGAGCGAGGCCUUCCGGCCCUACAACAUCUCCUGGCAGCUGAGCCUGCUGGAGGUGCGCAACUCCUCGCUGCGCCGGCGCGCCGUCCUCCUCGGCUGCGAGCCCAGCAAGAUCGGCAACGACCACUGCGACCCCGAGUGCGAGCACCCCCUCACCGGCUACGACGGCGGCGACUGCCGCCGGCCCGGCCGCUGCUUCUCCUGGAAGCGCCGCGACGGCGUCUGCCACAUGGAGUGCAACAACAUGCUGGACGACUUCGACGACGGCGACUGCUGCGACCCGCUGGCCACCGACGUGGCGAAGACCUGCUUCGACCCCGACUCGCCGCAGCGGGCUUACAUGAGUGUGAAGGAGCUGAAGGAGACACUACAGCUGAACAGCACCCACUUCCUCAAUGUUUACUUUGCCAGUUCAGUGAGGGAAGAGUUGGCCGGUGCUGCCACCUGGCCAUGGGAUAAAGAGGCCCUUAGUCACCUGGGUGGAGUUGUCCUCAAUCCUGCUUAUUACGGUAUGCGUGGCCACACAAACACCAUGAUCCAUGAAGUGGGACAUGUCCUGGGGCUGUACCAUGUCUUUAAGGGAGUGAGUGAGCGGGAAUCUUGUGACGAUCCCUGCAGGGAGACAACUCCUUCUAUGGAGACUGGAGACCUCUGUGCUGACACUGCCCCAACGCCAAAGAGUAAACUCUGUCGGGAUCCAGACCCUACCAAUGACACCUGUGGCCAGACACAUUUCACUGGAACACCCUUCAACAACUAUAUGAGUUACACAGAUGACGACUGCACCAACACCUUCACUCCCAACCAAGUGGCCCGGAUGCAUUGCUACCUGGACUUGGUGUACCAGCGCUGGGGCCAGAGCAAGAAGCCUGCGCCCAUCCCCAUUCCCCCGAUGGUCACAGGGCAGACACAAGACUCCCUCAGCAUCUACUGGCUGCCUCCCAUUAGUGGCGUCAUACAUGAGAGGGAGCCUGACACGCUCUGUGAAGACUGUGCUGAAGAUGGCACUUUCCAUCAGUAUGUCCAUGAGGCCUCUUCCCCUCGGGUCUGUGAUUCCUCUGGCUACUGGACCCCAGAAGAGGCAGAAGGGCCCCCGGAUGUGGAUCAGCCCUGUGAGCCCAGCUUGCAGGCCUGGAGUCCAGAGCUCCACCUGUACCACAUGAACAUGACUGUGCCUUGCCCCCAGCCCGACGGCUGCAUCCUGGAGUUGCGCUUCCUGCACCCCGUCUAUCCAGAUUCCCUCACGCUCUGGACCACAUAUCUCUCCACGGACUCUCCCAAGGCGCUGUCUGACAUUGAAGUCCUAACAGAGCAUGGAGAAUCCAUCCAUCUGGGCCCCCUAGACACCUUCUGUGAUGUCCCUUUGACCGUGAAGCUCAACAUCCAUAAGAAGGUGUCUGGAGUCAAAAUCUACACCUUUGACGAGAGGAUGGAGAUAGAUACAGCCCUGUUGACCUCCAUGCCCCAUAGCUCUCUCUGCUCCUCCUGCAAACUGAUACAAUACAGAGUCCUCCGUGAUCCUCCAUUUGCUGAUGGCUCCCCUGCCACAAUGGCACAAGCACACCGCAAGUUCACUGACACGGAAGUCACACCUGGGCAGGUGUAUCGCUACCAGGUGCAGGCAGUCUCUGGGACAACCUUAGGAGAAGCCUCCCCACCGCUAAUCCAUGUCCAUGGAGCUCCCUACUGUGGAGAUGGGAAGGUGACCACGAGCUUGGAGGAGGAAUGUGAUGAUGGGGGUUUGCUGGAUGGAGAUGGCUGUUCCAGGAUGUGUAAAAAGGAAAAAGACUUCAACUGUGUUGGGGAGCCAAGCCUAUGCUACGUGCAUGAUGGGGACGGAGUGUGUGAGCCUUUUGAGAAAGCAAGCAGCAUCCUGGACUGUGGUCUCUAUACCCCUGAAGGAUACAUUGACCAGUGGGCAGCAAAAGCCUAUGCCUCCCAUCAGGAUAAGACAUCAUGUCCUGUUUCCUUGGUGACUGGGGAGCCUGUUGUGAAGGUAUGUAAAUCCCACCUUCAUGAUGUGCCAAAGGACCUUCCCCUUGCUGCUUGGUUCCCUUGUACUCCCAGCCAAGGCAAUGCUCAGGAUCCAGAUGGUGAGAGGAUGCCCUUGGAUAACGAAAGAGUUUGGCUCAAGGUGUGCUUCCACAGGCCGGGAGUGCCUACCUCCGUCUUGGUUUUCCUGGCGUCCGAUGGCACCGUCCCAAGUGACCAGCGCAAGCCAACUGUCACUGUCCAACUGAGCGACAUAAAUGGGCUGAACCUCUCUUUGGGGACACAUGAGCUGUCAUGUCAGCAGAACCCGCUCAUCAUCAACGUGACCCACAACCAGGAGUACCUUUCCCACCGGAUCGCUUCAGUGCUGCUCAAUUUCUCCUCCCCGCUUGUGGGCAUCGCAGCUGUGGCCUUGCGGACAUCCGCUCACUCCAGUUCUUCUGACUCGACCACCUGCCUCUUGGAACACGAGGAGGGACACAGCCACCAGACCUACAGCUGUGCCCACCGUACCUGUGCAGAGCCGGGAAGCUGCACACACCCAGUGCUUGCUCACACCGCCACCCUGAACUGCACCUCCAGUGGUCCAAGGGACAUGGAGUGUGUUGUUUCCUGUGAAAAGGGAUUCGUCCUCCGCUCCAGCAAUGGGAAGAGCCUGGGCUCCAUGCAGAAGGAGAUGGUGCUGACGUGCAGCUCAGGGCAGUGGGACAGAUCUGUGACUUGUGACCCUGUUGACUGCGGUGUCCCUGACCAGUCACAUGUGUUCUACGCUGAGUUCUCCUGCCCGAAGGGGACCACGUACCUGAAGAGAUGUUCCUUCUCCUGCAUCCGGCCAGCUAAGCUUCAAGGAAUGAGCCAGUGGUUGACCUGCCUUGAGGAUGGACUCUGGUCACUCCCUGAAGCCUACUGCAAGCUGGAAUGUGAUGCUCCUCAUGUGGUGGCCAACGCCAAGCUACUGGUCCCACGGUGCCUGCAGGGGAACCAUGACGUGGGCUCAGUAUGUCGCUAUAAGUGUAAACCUGGAUACCACGUGGCAGAGAACGCAGUGGGCAAACCUAAGAAGAAGUUCCUGAAGAUCCAGUGCUUGGAAAGUGGCCUGUGGGAAGAAGGGCACUGCAUUCCCGUGGUGUGUGAGCCACCUCCCCCGGUCUUCGAGGGGAUGUACAACUGUACCCAGGGCUUUGAGCUGGACAGCCAGUGCAUCCUGAACUGCGAGCCACAGAGCGAGAGGGUUCCCAUCCUUUGCACUAAGGAGGGCUUAUGGACAGAAGAGUUCAAACUGUGCAAGAACUUACAGGGGAACUGCCCGCCGCCUCCGGAGCUGAAUUUUGUGGAGUACAAGUGUGAACAGGGGCAUGGAAUAGGUGCUGUGUGCAUGCCUUCCUGUAUUAUCCCCCCCAGCGAUCCAGUCAUACUGCCCGAAAAUGUAACUGCUGAGACUAUGGAUCACCGUCUGCAGCCCACCAGAGUCCAGCAUAUCGUAUGCACGGGCAGGCUGCGAUGGUAUCCAGACCCCUCCGUCAUUCACUGCAUCCAAUCGUGUGAGCCUUUCCAAGCAGAUGGCUGGUGUGACACCAUCAACAAUCGGGCAUACUGCCAGUAUGACGGGGGUGACUGCUGCUCCUCCACACUGUCCUCCAGGAAGGUGAUCCCAUUUGCUGCUGACUGUGACCAGGACGAAUGCACCUGCCGUGACCCAGCAGCUGAGGAGAACCAGUAGUGGCACCGCGAAGGGCCUCUCUCGGUGAGGCGAGCAUCAGAGGAGGAAAGGGGCAACAACAGGGGCUGCUGGGAGGGUGGCAGGACGCACGAGGGGGGUCAGGAGACGUAAGAGGAAGAGCCGGACAGUUGGGAAGACAGCAACGCAGGUGCCCAGCGUCCGGCGGCGCCGCCUGCUAGAGGAGUGAUGGGCACGGUGGGGAUGGGGCGAGGACACCAAGAAGCCGGUGGGCAGAGGACAGACGCAUUCACUGCACUGCCACGGUCCCCUCUCAUCACUGCACCCUUCCCUUCGGGCUCCCUCCCAAACCAAAGCCGGCAACUGGGGCCCGCCGUGCACGCGAGUGGGCUCACCGAGGAGUCUGGCCACUGCCUUGGCUGCGCGCUGGGCUGGGCUCCAAGGCAACAGCUGAGAAGCUGCCACGGACACUUGGUUCUGUUACUGUAUGGAUGGGUUGCCAAUUCUGAGUGUCUGUCUUUGCUCUGAAUUUGUCACUAUUCACCCCCCCUCUACUGUAUAGGCUUCCUUUAGCAAGGUCGAGGUAGUUGUGAUCUCUCUGCAAAUAUUUAAACUUAAUUUUAUAUAUAUAUAUAUACAUAUAUAUAAUAUAUAUAUAAAUAUAUAUUAUAUUUUCUUUGCUCUUUAUGAAGCUGAGAAAGGAUAUCCUUUGUCACACACCCAUGCUGCUGUGAAGUACAAAUCAUCGGGAAAAGUGCAGGUAGGGGUGGGAAGAGUAGGGAAUUUCCCCUCAUUUGGUAAGAGGGAGCUGGAAAGAGGACAGAGAGAGAAGCCAAACAACUGGACUACAAGAGGACACAGCUCCCCGGGCACAUGGCAUACAGGGUGGGACCUUGAGAAGCUCUCGGCAGCUACAAAGGCCAAGUUUUGCUUUUGGGAUUUGUAGGUGCUUUGCCUUUCUCUGGUUUGGGUCCUGAGACAGGAUUUUGAGGUACAGCUGUACCUGAAAAGAAAUACUACUGUACCCUUGAUUCAUUCCAGCAACCGCUGCAGCUUAGGUGAGCAUCACUGUGCUGAAGGACAUGACAGACUCAGCCCACUAUUUGAGACCUUCAGGAGGGGUGACAUGUCCAUGAAGAUUGUGGCAUGGCAGAUAGAUAGCAGCAAAGACACUCCACGUUCCCACUCUGCCGUGCUCCCCCUUUUGUUUUGGCUGGUGAUGACCCAACUAAAUGAGAGAUGUAGAGGGCAAUGUAGAACAACUGUGUGAUGCUCUGAAAUGAAUGAAGCUAAAGAGUUGCUUUUCUCCCCCAUGUCUCCUUUCCAAACACAAGCUUCAGCAGUGUUGCCAGCAGCUCUGUGAGGAGAUGAGACCCAGAGCACAGGGAGAGAUGGGGCACAGAGGACCUGUCAGGAGACUCUGAGCAUCAUCUUUUUCCACUGAGCUUCUCCUUAUUAUCUCUGUCACUGCGUCCACACUGCUGGGCUUACAAUUGCAGAUUAUCAUGAGUAUCUUCCUUCCAUAGGUACCAAGUGAAAAAUCCCCUAAUUAAUUUCUAGCCAUGAAGAAGCCCAGCUAGAAGCUUUGGGACCCAGAGCUGACUCUCAGGCGUUCAGCUUGGCGGUCUGGACACAGGCCUGUAGAGGCAAAGGGUAGAGAAGGCACCUAGCUUUGAUGGCUUUUGGCUGUGCUGGGGUCUUGCUGUGUACCCCUGCAAAUUUCGCAUGGCUGGGUGCUGGGAACAACUCUGUGGCCAGAUGUGAGAAAUGAGAAGAGGGCAAAGAGGCAGGGAAAAGGGCUAAAGAGAGCAAAGCAGAGAAGGGGCAACAGAGUCAGACCAGGAAAACCCAGCUGGGCCCGGGAUGCUCUGUAGCCCUCCAGGCUGGGGCCAAGAGGCCGAGCCUGCCCUGCUGUGCCCCGCGUGGGCAAGGCCUGCGUGCCUGCAGCGGGGGUGAGGCCGGGGCCAGAGUCUGGCUGGCACAGGAGUGAUGGAGAGAGGGUGACAGUGUGGAGAGAUGGGAUUUUUCAAGGUGGCCAUCCCAUCCUUUGGCUCUUGCUGGCCUGCCCCAAUUUUUGUCAGGCAGCUCCAAAAGGUAUGUUUGGCCGGAGGAUAGGAAUAGACAGAGGCAUCUAGCCAUCCCACCCAGUGUCCAGAAAUGAGAUGCUUCAUCCUUCUCCGAGCCCUUUUCCGAUCUCGAGAGCACCCAUGGCUCCUUGGCGGGUCACCUCCCUGCAGGGAGCAGAGCUCACCCGAAAGCUCCUUCUUCCUGGUGGAAGAAGCUGGGCUGAGCCAGUGCAGACCUAACCAUGGUGGGAGUGAAGAGGCACAUCGCCCCUGCAGCCGAAAACAGCAGUUGUGGCUAAGCCCUGCGAAGGUGCGGGGCUGUCGGGGGUGCUGCCAGCCCCUCUGAGCCCUGGGAGAGCGCGGCUCAGGAGAGCAAGCCGAAAUGAGGGAAGCAGUGGCCAUGGAUAUGUGGAAUGAGGGUGACACUCAGAGGGAGACCGGAGAAUUUCAAGUACCUGCAUCUUGCCAUAUCAAACCCUUCCCUGCCUGACUUCAGCAUUAGCUGGGUGCUGGAGGACAAGGCAGGCUAUUAACGUGGAAACUUAAGUAUUUAGAUGCCAAAUUUUUACCCUCUUAGUACGAAAACCCUCGUCUCAGUAGUGACUCGCCCAAAGGUCCCUUAUCACUGGUAGGGUGCAGGUCCAUGCACACCGCUGGCACCGGUGCAGGGAAGGGGCCACGUGUGGUCUGGCCCUGCACCACAAGCCAGACGGGGGGCCCGGGGGGCCCGGGGAGGGGGUAGGUGUUGGCUAGGCUGAUAGCGACUUGUGCUUCUCGUGAACAGAUAGCUUCUACGUACCGAAAUAUUGUUCUUCUAUAGCGACACUGAGCGGUUUUUGUCCCCUUUAGGGUUUUAUUCACAACGGAGGCUGCUGCUAUUUUUAUUUUUUGUAUUUGAUAAUUAUUUUUUAUAAAAAUCUAUGAAAAAUAAAUAAUCU
This is a messenger RNA of Dromaius novaehollandiae (emu), 7945 nucleotides long. It is a transcript of the gene PAPPA2, whose product is annotated as pappalysin 2. The transcript has 22 exons. The coding region runs from base 1 to 4983 and encodes 1660 amino acids. Gene Ontology annotation, molecular function: metalloendopeptidase activity. Gene Ontology annotation, biological process: proteolysis; cell surface receptor signaling pathway. The record is from RefSeq and is a predicted model, not a curated record. Lineage: Eukaryota; Metazoa; Chordata; Aves; Casuariiformes; Dromaiidae.